AUGAUCCAGGCAAUACUCCCCGCUGAGUUGAUCCUGUUUGUCAUUGACUGUCUAUUGCCCUCGAUGCCCCCAGUUGUGUUCAGCCCAGGCCAUGUAAUCACUCGCACACUCCUCAGCUUGACGCUAGUUUGCAAGCUGGUCUCGCGAGCAGCAAAAAAACUGCUAUUGAAACACUGUCUCUACAUCAACUCCGCCUAUCGACUGAGUCUACUACUGAAGAAGGGCACUUUAUCCGCGAACAAUAGUCAGUCCUCGUCGACGAGACUCUUCCUGUCCCCAUUCUCAGCAAACAAUCUCAACAUCCCGCCACUCGUGCACCAAAUAAAUGAGCUAUCAGCCAUAAUAAGCGCGAGCCUAACUAGCCUUAUCAUCGACAUGCCUCUCCGCCAUCUCUAUCCUGAGGAUGACGUAUAUCAGGUACGCCCAAUCCUCCGCACCGCCUUCUCUCGUAUGGUCCAGCUCAGAGAGUUUGUUUCUAUCCGCGACGAGCUUUACCUCGAUACAUACACUAUAGACCUACAAGCGCAAGGACCAGGACAGGAGCAGAAGGAUGAGCCAGCAGUCUGGUCCCUCUGGCCGAACCUGCAGCGCCUGGCGCUGUACAACGUCGCCGUCCACUCUAGCCAGUUCAUCGAGGGCCUCCGACGGUGCUCGAACCUAACUCACCUUGUCCUUGUCCGACCCGAUGGUCUAACCGAGGAUGUAUCCCCGGAGGGAAUAGACCCAGAGUCUCUGCCGUCAUUGCAGCGGCUUAUCAUAGUAAAUACCGGAUCGGGCUUUUCGCAUACUUUCCAGGUUGAUGAGGAGACGUGGCAGAGAUCAUUUAUUGGGCUGUUGGAAGCAUCGCGGUCUUUGGGGUUGCAUGGCCCUGAGGAUAUGGACUCAAAGUCAGAUUCGGUAGCUAGCAAUCUUUCGCUGCGGACGCCAUUUGGCAGAGAUAAUGAUGAUAUUUCGAUAUGCCAGGAGUGGCUCUUGGAACAUGCGAGCAGUGGUGCAUUGUGGCGGAUGGCAGAUGAUCGGAGAGUUCUUGGUGUGACCAUGACGCCUGAGUCGUUUCUGGAUCUGGCCUAUGGAAAGCCGGACGCGUAUGGAGAGUCGGACGCGGUCCGCUGGGAAUCCAAAUCCUUAAACUUGUGGACCUGCGACGUCUGCUCCGCUGUCUUCCAGAGGGUGGAUCAUUUCAAGCGUCACUCAACAACACAUAGAACCGCUAAACCAUACGGUUGUGAUUUCUGCGGUUGCGUAUACAAACGAGGUUGCGCGAGAUCGAAGAGGUCGUGCUCCGGAGGCCAGCCAUGCUCAGAGUGUCACUCGCGCGGGAGGACAUGCUCUUACAAUCGCUUGGGAAACGCUAAUACCACUACUGCCAUGGGGCAAAGUAAACUGCGGAGGUUCCCGCGGGUGGAAGGACCCGCUGGCAGCCAGGACAUCGGUCAGCUUCUCAACCAUGCAGCCCAAGAUCGUCAACCUACAUCCGAAUCAAAUGGGACCACCUGGACUCUUGGCUCCCAGAAUUUCUAUGCUUCUGCGGACGUUUGCUAUAGGGCGUAUAGUCGACUUCACUAGCCUUUUCUAGCGCUUUUUUUGCUAAUUCACGGGCUAGCGAAGUCGACCAUUAGCUCUAUAGCAUUUCAAGCAACGGCAAGUGAAUCAUAUAUUCGUGGAGUCACGAUAUCUGAAACUGAAAUCGAAGCGGCCCAGGGGCACAGCUAACGGACCCACGGACGCGGACUCGGACUCGGCCUCCCGGGCCUGCCAAGUCCCAGUUCGCAUAAUCCAAAAAAUGAUUCGCCAAUACGUCAGUGCCAGCCCCCAGUAUCUGAUAUCGCUUACAACGGCUUCCUACUGGCUACUGGCCUCGGAGCCAUGCGAAGAUCACCUCCAAGGUAAACUUCUACAUAAGUAGGUUGAGAAUGGGAUGGGUCAGAUAGAUCGUAUAAAUACACAAGGCUGCCCGCCUAAUG
Molecule: messenger RNA, 1964 nt
Organism: Aspergillus nidulans FGSC A4
Lineage: Eukaryota; Fungi; Ascomycota; Eurotiomycetes; Eurotiales; Aspergillaceae
Product: Zn(II)2Cys6 transcription factor domain-containing protein
Exons: 4
Coding region: 1-1566 (521 amino acids)
Biological process (GO): regulation of DNA-templated transcription; regulation of transcription by RNA polymerase II
Molecular function (GO): zinc ion binding; DNA-binding transcription factor activity, RNA polymerase II-specific
Source: RefSeq, a predicted model, not a curated record